This is a messenger RNA of Miscanthus lutarioriparius, 1500 nucleotides long. NCBI's taxonomy places the organism in Eukaryota, Viridiplantae, Streptophyta, Magnoliopsida, Poales, Poaceae. The record is from the annotation of a GenBank genome assembly.
AUGGAUUUACCGACAACCAUAUGGCCACUGGUCUUUGCUGCCUUUUCCAUCGCCAUAGUAGCAGCGACCAAGAUUACAGGACGACGACGACAAUCAGCUGCCGGUCCGACGACAACGAAGCGCCCACCUCCGCCCGUGUCUCCGGGGGUCCCUCUUCUCGGCGACCUGCCAGCGCUGCUCAUCAAGGGCCCGUUGGCCCUGAUCCGCGACCACUACACGAGGCUGGGGAGCGUUUUCACCGUGCGCCUGUUUCACCUGAAGCUCACCUUCUUGGUCGGGCCAGACGUGUCGAGCCAUUUCUACCGGGGCCUGGAUUCCGAGAUCAGCCAGGACGAGGUCUCUCGGUUCACCAUCCCCACCUUCGGCCCUGGCAUCGCCUUUGACGUCGAUUACGCCACUCGGCAUGAGCAGUUCCGGUUCUUCGGCGACGCCUUGAAGCCGGUGAAGCUCAGGACCUAUGUCAGCCUCAUGGUUCUUGAAGUCGAGAGUCAUUUUGCGAGGUGGGGGCAGUCCGGCACCGUUGAUCUGAAGCAGGAGCUAGAGCACCUGGUGACGCUCAUCACCAGCCGGUGCCUGUUCGGCGCCGCCGUCCGGGAGAAGAUGUUCAGCGAGGUCGGGUCGCUGCUCCGCGAGCUCAACGACGGCAUGCGCCUCGUCACGAUCCUGUUCCCUCACCUGCCCAUCCCCGCGCACCGCCGGCGCGACGCGGCGCGCGCCAGGCUAGGCGAGAUAUUCACCGAGAUCGUAAGGUCCCGCAAGAGCCGCACCGACGACGACAGCCAAGCCGACGACGACAUGCUGCAGUGCCUGCUCGACGCCCGGUACAAGGACGGCCGUGGGACGACGGAGACGGAGGUCGUCGGGAUGCUCGUCUCCGCGCUCUUCGCGGGGCAGCACAACAGCUCCAGCGCGGGCACCUGGACUGGGGCGCGCCUCCUCACCCACACCAAGCACCUGCGCGCCGCCGUCCAGGAGCAGCGGCGGAUCGUGGCGCGGCACGGGGACCGCGUCGACUACGACGUGCUGCAGGAGAUGGACACCCUGCACCGCUGCGUCAAGGAAACCCUGCGCCUGCACCCUCCCGCGCUGAUGCUGCUCCGCCACGCGCGGCAGAGCUUCACCGUGCUGACCAGGGACGGCCGCGAGUACGAGGUGCCCAAGGGCCACGCGGUCGCCAGCCCGCUGGUGCUCCACAACAGGCUGCCGCACAUCUACGACGAACCGGACAAGUACGACCCGGAUCGGUUAGCGCCGCGGGGAGCGGAGGACAAGGCCGGCGGCGCGCUAGCCUACUUGUCUUUCGGCGCAGGAAGGCACCUCUGCGUCGGCGAGGCGUUCGCGUACAUGCAGCUUAAGUUGAUAUGGAGCCAUCUGCUGAGGAACUUCGAGAUGGAGCUGGUGUCCCCGUUCCCCAGGACGGACUGGAACGUGGUCAUGCCAGGGCCGCAGGGGAAGGUGAUCAUCAGCUACAAGAGACGGCGCCUGCCUACGACGGACUGA